This is a messenger RNA of Plasmodium gallinaceum, 2037 nucleotides long. RefSeq names its product conserved Plasmodium protein, unknown function. Lineage: Eukaryota; Apicomplexa; Aconoidasida; Haemosporida; Plasmodiidae. The record is from RefSeq and is a predicted model, not a curated record. The coding region runs from base 1 to 2037 and encodes 678 amino acids. The transcript has a single exon. Gene Ontology annotation, cellular component: nucleus; RNA polymerase III complex. Gene Ontology annotation, biological process: DNA-templated transcription.
AUGUACGAAGAUUUAAAGGAAUUAAGUAAAUAUGAAUACAAAGAAGAAUCCGAUAGUAAUUCAGAAACUUCUGAUUCAGAAGAAGAAAUUGAAGAAGAAAUAGAUAUUUAUUUAAAUAAUAUAAACGAAAACAAUUUAAAUAAUAUAAAUACAUAUUUAAUACAAUAUCCAUUACGACCAAAAUAUAGGCCAUAUAAUUUUACAAAUAAUAUACAAAAUAUUUAUACUAGUAAAAACUACAAUAAAUUAAAACAUAUAAAAAAUAAUAUUAGUGCAAAUGAAGAAACAUAUGUAUUUGAAUAUAAAUUACAUGAAUAUGUAAAAGAUGAUAUUCAUGAGUCUAACAUAACUUAUAAAAAUGAAGCAACUGAUAAAAACAUAAGUAGAUUAAUUAGUACUAGCGUUUUAUGUGAAUAUAUUACUAAUUGUGUUUGUAUAUUUCAAUAUAAUGAGAUAAAAAAAAAAAAAGAGAUUUACAUGAUUCCAUUAAAACAUAUUUAUCAAUUUAAACCAUGUCUUGAUAAUAUUAAAUUUGAAAUGAAAUUUAACGAAAAAAAUAAAAAUGGUGAAAAUUUAACAUCUGAUUUAAAAAAUAAUAUAGAAAUAGAAAAUAAUAAAUACAUUAAUGAUAAUUCAACAAAUGAUAUAGAUACAUGGACUAACAUUGUAAAUAUAUAUGAUCCUGAUUCUUAUGAAGCCCACGAGAUAUUAUCGUUAUUCACUAAUAUUGACGAUAAAAAUAAUAUGAUUAGUUAUAAAUAUAAUGGUAAUAAUAAUAGUAUGAAAAAUGAUAUAAAAGAAAUUAAGUUUAACAAUGAUGGGUAUUUAUAUUUAAAUAAUAUAUGUAAAAAUGCAAAAGAAGAGAAUAGCAUAUUAUGCAAUAGCAGUAAUAAAGAACGCAAAUUCAAAGAUAAUAAAAAUAGUUCAUACAGAACUGAAGAAGAUAUAUAUAUGAAUAUAAAUAUGUUAUAUUUUUUUUCCUUAACAUUAGAUGAACAGUUGUUAAAAAUAUUCAGAAUAAAAAAUGUUCAACGCUUUGAUGAAGUUAAAAAAUUUAUAAAAAAAAAUGUGGAUGAUGAAUCAUUAAUAAAUACUAUAAAAAAUUAUUGUGUUAAUAUAUUAGGAUUAUGGGUUAUUAAAUCAAAAUAUUUAUAUAAAUUUUUAAAAGGUAAAGAAAAAAAAAAUGAAAAUGAUAAGAAAUUGGAAACUUUUUCUUAUGUUGAUUAUAAAAUUAGAGUUCGUGAUUUGCUAUUAGUUAUACUAUUCAAACAAGUAGAGUCUAUAUUACUUAAAUUUAUACAUGAUAGAAAAAUUCAAAAUAGUUCAAAUGAUAUGAUCAAUGAUGAUAAUUUCUCUAAAAAAAUUAAUUCUUCUACAUCUAUAAUAAUAGAAAAUUUUGAAAAGGCAACAAAUUUGUCAAAUAAUGUUUUGCUAGAAAUAUUUACUCCUCUUUGUGAAUAUAAAUACACAGGAUAUUUUUUUAAACAUAAAAUAGAUGAGAUUUUUCUUUGUAAUAAUAUAAAUUUAUGUUUAUCAUAUAAUGAGAAAUGGAAAAACAAAAUGGUUAAAAUUGCGAAAAUUAUACAAACAUACAAAAACAGUAAAAUUAUUAUCAACGAUUAUAAAUUAGACACGAGAACGUUAGAAAAAAACAUUACGGAUUUAUUGCAUAAUAAUUGCUUAUCAUUUGAUGAUAUUUAUAAUCAAAUAAAAAAAGAAGCAAAAAAUACAAGUAUUGAUUUACCAACUUUUAAUCAAGUAUUAAAUAAUAUUGGUAUAAAUAUUAAUAAUAUGUGGUGCUUAAAAAUAGAACAUGAAAACGAAUUUAACAGCUGUAGGAAUGCGGUAAUUAAUAUUUAUCAAAAUAAUCAUAAUGCUAUUUUAUCAAAAAGCGAAAUAAUUAAUGAAGUAGAAAAUUAUAUAAAAUCUUCUUUAAGUAUUCCAGAUAUUUAUUUUAGAAAUAUUUUAAAAGAAUUUUGUGUUCAAAAAAAUGGAAAAUAUUUUUUUAAAGGUAAUGAUCAAUUAAAAAACUUAUAA